CCUUAUUCUACAUCGAGGUCCCGGACCAACGCUCCUCGUCUUAUAUCUCUAGCCUGGUGUUUGCACAUUGACUUUGUCUGCGGUACCUGCCCCACAGACAUAGCAUCUAUUGUGCCUGCUCGGACCAUCACUCCAUCACUCCUGGUGGCUAGCCCUCUUUGUGAUUCGAUUAUGUUGAAGCAGGCUACUGUACACAGAACUGUCCGUGGAAAAAAUGGUGGUAUUGAUAGCAGUGAAGCAACAUUUUCCAACUCCUUACCAUCAGCUUUCUUCUCCACCUGCUGGGAUGACCAAUACAGUCCAGAUUUCAGAGGUCAGUGUGAUCUGGACACAGGCAGUCUCGAAGACCUUGCGCCAGACCUCGACCAAUUGAAAUAG
Messenger RNA from Protopolystoma xenopodis, 378 nucleotides. The record is from the annotation of a GenBank genome assembly. Lineage: Eukaryota; Metazoa; Platyhelminthes; Monogenea; Polystomatidea; Polystomatidae.